Messenger RNA from Periconia digitata, 1266 nucleotides. The record is from the annotation of a GenBank genome assembly. Lineage: Eukaryota; Fungi; Ascomycota; Dothideomycetes; Pleosporales; Periconiaceae.
AUGGUAUGGAAAGAGUUCUGGAAAGUUUUAGCGGGGCGGCCCCCGAUUGGCGGCGGCCCAAUUCGUGCAACUAAGCUCGAGACCUCGCGCGCGACUUUUCUGCGGACGACCGACGAGACAAGACCCCAUCCGACAUCCCCCUACGUCCCCGCCAUCAUGAUAUUACGGAACACGAUCGCCCGCCAUGGCCGACGAGCCCUCGCCCAAAACCCAACCACCCUGCGACGCUUUCUUUCCAACCAGGUCGACUCCAUUGAAUCGUCUAGCGAGAACAGCUUGAAGCAGCUGCACUCUCUCGAGGCUCAGAUCAAUACCACUCUGCCUCAAGCGCCUCCCGUGGCUCCCACCUUCAACCCCGAAUCCAAUGACUCUCCCGUGGCCCUUUCAGUCGCCGAACAAUAUCACAUGUAUAAGGAGCAGCAGAAGCACUUUGGCAAAUUGGGCUCCGAUAUCAGCCAUCAUUACCGACCGCAUACUCUCCUCAAUAACCCUCCUUCUCCCUCCGACGUUACUCUUGAACUCCUGCUCGCUUCCGAAGCCCACCAAGGCCAUGCUACUUCACUCUGGAAUCCCGCGAAUGCUCGUUACAUCCAUGGCAUAAGGCAAGGUAUUCACAUAAUAUCCUUGGAAGCGACUGCCGCCCAUCUUCGACGUGCCGCCAAAGUUGUCCAGGAGGUUUGUCGGAAGGGCGGUAUGGUGUUGUUUGUCGGCACGCGCGCCGAGCAGGAUAGAGUUGUUGUGAGAGCUUCCGAGCUGGCCAAGGGCUAUCACCUGUUUGAGAGAUGGAUCCCAGGGAGCAUCACCAACGGACAACAGAUCUUGGGUAAAUGCAAAAUGAAGGUUGUCAAUGAGAAGGAUGAUGAGCUCCCCGAGUUCCAGGAACAGCUUCUGGAAAGGUCAGUGCUGAGGCCCGAUUUGGUCGUGUGCCUGAAUCCACUUGAGAAUUAUGUUCUGCUGCACGAAUGCGCCUUGAAUGCCAUUCCUACGAUCGGUGUCAUUGACACUGACGCCAAUCCAACAUGGGUCACCUAUCCAAUCCCGGCCAACGACGACAGUCUGCGAUGCAUUCAAGUUAUUGCUGGUGUGCUUGGUCGUGCUGGAGAGGCGGGUCAGAAGGCUCGCCUUGCUGCUGCUGAACGGGGUGACAUCACAUACCGUCCAGCUGAUGGUCUCGUUAUGCCUGGAGAGGAAGAAAACUCAACUGAUACUGCACCCACUGCUAAAAAGGAACCGAAGAAACAAAGCCGUUUAGGAGAAGACGAUUGA